CGACAUGUAUAAACAAACAAUAAAAUAUGUUUAUUUCAUAUCGAUUUGUACAAUUUAGAGGAUUGAAAUUACAUCUGCUGGUUAAAAUCCAUUGAGCGCUGGCCAGGCUACUUCAGCUGGCUUGUAAAACCUGAAAAGCAGAAGGCGCCGGUUGCACCCAGGACAUCUGUGCCACCGGUCGGAAGAAAAACAAGCUGAAGUCCUCGCAGAAGGAUAAAGUGCGUCAGUUCAUGAUCUUCACGCAAUCUAGUGAAAAGACUGCACUGAGCUGUUUGUCGCAAAAUGACUGGAAAUUAGACGUUGCAACAGACAAUUUUUUCCAAAAUCCUGAUUUAUACUUACAAAGUUUAAAGGGAGUGCUGGACAGAAAAAAGUUAGAACAGCUGUACAACAGAUAUAGAGAUCCCCAGGAUGAUAACAAGAUAGGGAUUGACGGGAUUCAGCAGUUCUGCGAUGACCUAGGCCUGGACCCUGCCAGUAUAAGCGUGCUGCUCAUUGCCUGGAAGUUUCGGGCAGCGACACAAUGCGAGUUCUCCAAGCAGGAAUUCAUGGAUGGAAUGGCUGAGCAAGGGUGUGACAGCAUAGAAAAACUAAAAGCGCAGCUGCCAAAAAUGGAGCAAGAGUUAAAAGACCAAGGGAAAUUUAAGGACUUUUAUCAGUUUACAUUUAACUUUGCAAAGAAUCCUGGACAGAAAGGUUUAGAUUUAGAAAUGGCUAUUGCAUAUUGGAAUUUAGUACUUGCAGGAAGAUUCAAAUUCCUUGACCUGUGGAACACAUUUUUGUUGGAACACCAUAAAAGAUCAAUACCAAAAGACACCUGGAACCUCCUGUUAGAUUUUAGCACAAUGAUAACUGAUGACAUGUCCAAUUAUGAUGAAGAAGGGGCAUGGCCGGUUCUCAUCGAUGAUUUUGUGGAGUUUGCGCGACCUCAAGUUGGGACAAAAAGCACGACGGUCUAGCGCCGGUGAAGCCUUCUGUAGGCAUGUACAUACCGUGUACAUAGAUCGAUCUAGACAUCAGUAAAGAAAAGAGGACUGGACUAAGGGGAAAACAAGUCCUGCCUUUUCAGCCUCAAGGGCGAGACUAAACGAAAGACAUUUUUAAAGGCAUAUCUCCUCAGUCAUCUAACGGUGGUUUGGGCUUCAGUCUUCAGAACGGGGCGUUUUUUUUAGAUCACACAGCCUGCUGGAGACACUUCCGGACCAUCCCUCGUUCUUUACCAACGUUCCUUUGGCGUUUGUUCGGCGUUUGUUUUAGCAUUUGUUUGCCAAUGUCCGCGGCUUGUAUUAUUUACACCGGAUUUUGGCUUCUCCAGUCCUCCAGGGCUGCAGGGAUUCACGCCCCCCCCCCCCCCCCCCCACCUCGUCAUUUUGAUAGGGACUCGAUGUGCCACUUGUUCAAGGUGUGACUGAUUCUAAAUUGAAGAUGAGUGUAUAACCUGCUGGACUCUGGGCCCCUCCAGGACUGGAGUCGCCCGUCCCACAUUUACAAAGCACAACCGUGUGUUUUUCGAAAAACAAGGUCCUGUUAAUGAAUGUCACGUACAGUAAUUUCCUUUCAGUACUCUAAGUGCAUUCUGGAGUUUUUUUUGUUUUUUUUUUCCUCCAUGUUUUUAAUGAAAAUAUAUAAAAUAUUUAAGUGAUAGAACAUUGAUUGUACCAUUCUUGUUUUGAACGAACAUCAUCGGAGUAAAUCCAUCGUUUGUGUAGGUGAUGCUUUAAUUUGGCAUAUCUGAAAUGACACAGUGUAUUGUCACCCUACUGUAGUUAUUUUUGUGCUUGUGUGAAUCUUAGGCCCGGGUUAAAUUUAACAACACUGUACUUUGUGCUUAAUUUUGAGCGAUGAAUUUAAGCAAAUGUCAUAAGUGUUAAGUAGCUGCAGCUGCCGUGAUGUAUUAAGGGAUGAAGAAAAGCUUUACUGUUACUCAGUCAAGUACAGAGAGCAUUGUGGUUAAGUGUAACCAGGCCUAAGAGUUUCUGUCAGAGCCUUUCUGUAACUAAACCUAGAAUCAUGUGUUUUAACAUUACUUGAUAUGUACAAAAGAGAAUUAUGAAUUUGUACCUUUUAGAAUAUUAAUUUUUGCAAACAACAAUAGGUAAAUACUGUUUUGAUACAGCACCCGCUGCUAAAUGCUAUUAAACUGCAGUUUGUUGCACAGUGAAUUGAAAAUUCCACCUGCUGAAUCGAUAUAGUAUUUGUGAAGAUCACUUUUGGAUAUGAUGGACAUUCUCUUCAGAGUAGGCUCAGUUGAAGAUUGAAGGCCUGGGUGCUUAAAUUAAAUGGUCAACCCGACAUCUUUAUGUAUGACAGGAAAGCAAAUCACUUAAGUUAUCUUUUUUAAAUUGUUUUUCAAGUUUUAAGGAAGACAAAUAAAACUGUCAAAUAUCGUG
This is a messenger RNA of Conger conger (European conger), 2390 nucleotides long. RefSeq names its product DCN1-like protein 1. Gene Ontology annotation, cellular component: ubiquitin ligase complex. The transcript has 7 exons. NCBI's taxonomy places the organism in Eukaryota, Metazoa, Chordata, Actinopteri, Anguilliformes, Congridae. Gene Ontology annotation, biological process: protein neddylation; positive regulation of ubiquitin-protein transferase activity. Gene Ontology annotation, molecular function: ubiquitin-like protein binding; ubiquitin conjugating enzyme binding; cullin family protein binding. The record is from RefSeq and is a predicted model, not a curated record. The coding region runs from base 231 to 959 and encodes 242 amino acids.